AUGGAUACACUCAAGAACACCGCAAACUAUGUCUCUGACAAGAUGAAGAGCGCCACGUCUGGUGCCUCUAAGGAGGCCAAUAAGGAAGUGGCCAAGGACAGCAGUGCUGGUCUUGGCAGCCGCCUCCAAGCUACCGGCGACAUGAUCUCGGACAAGGCAAAGGAGACUAAGCACAGCGCUUCCGCGGAGGCUAACAAGGAGGCUGCGAAACACUAA
Molecule: messenger RNA, 216 nt
Organism: Thermochaetoides thermophila DSM 1495
Lineage: Eukaryota; Fungi; Ascomycota; Sordariomycetes; Sordariales; Chaetomiaceae
Exons: 2
Coding region: 1-216 (71 amino acids)
Source: RefSeq, a predicted model, not a curated record